Penicillium taxi is the source of this 1074-nucleotide messenger RNA. RefSeq lists its product as uncharacterized. Gene Ontology annotation, biological process: mitotic cytokinesis; actomyosin structure organization. Gene Ontology annotation, cellular component: myosin II complex; cytoplasm. The transcript has a single exon. The record is from RefSeq and is a predicted model, not a curated record. Bases 1 to 1074 code for a protein of 357 amino acids. NCBI's taxonomy places the organism in Eukaryota, Fungi, Ascomycota, Eurotiomycetes, Eurotiales, Aspergillaceae. Gene Ontology annotation, molecular function: cytoskeletal motor regulator activity; myosin heavy chain binding; calcium ion binding.
AUGACGCGCUUAAAUGCACGUGCCCCGGGCCGACUUGUUGCCGGGGCAUUGUUUACUCUCAACUUGAUAUUGAUAUCUUCUCUACCACAUCACCAUGGUACGUCUGAGAUCCCAAUCAAAGGUUUCACAUCUAAUAAUAUGCAGGCUAGUAAUCUAUCUUUCAAGCCCUCGCCCCUUUCUUUUGGGGGGCAGCGCGCAUCGCCCUUCCGCCGACCGUCUACACCCAAUUCCCCACCCUCCGCUCGUGGUGUUACCCCAGCAAGCCCUUCAAGCAGAGGAGGCUACACUCCCAUCCAAUCGCCUAGCAAGCUCAAUCAAUCAUACACAGUAGAGGAAGGAGAAUCCAUCUACCCGAAACAAAGCCCGAUUCCCCAGCCAAACUUCACUCGAGAGCUUCCUCCUUCUCCAACUAAAGGUGCGCAGGCACCUGGACACACGUCACCUAUUCUGAGCCGAUCAAACGGAAUAGUUGCUGUAAAUACAGAUGCGGCAGGCAAUCUGCCUCCUCAUCAAGUGAGAGAGAUUCGCGAGGCUUUUCAAGUCCUUGAUCGCGACAAUGAUGGAUUGGUCAACAAAGAUGACGUCGCGGACGUAUUGAUGAAUUUAGGUAGGUUUUUUCCCCUCAAUUUUGUCAGGACAAUAUUAACGAUAUGUGCUUCAGGCCAAGAUUCAUCGCCCUCUACACUUGCGCGUUUCUUCCCACCCGGAACGGGACAGACUAUCAACUUUCCGAAUUUCUUAAACACUUUAUCUCUUCUGAUGUCGCCAAUGUCAUCUUCGCAGGAGCUGCUCAAUGCGCUCGCGGCAUUUGAUGAUGACGAUAACGGCCAAGUCGAUAUUGCAGAGUUACGUGAUGCUCUAUUGCAUACCCUUCCCGAGGAUGGAGAUGUGCCCUUAACUGAACAACAGAUUGAUGAGGUUCUGAGUGGAUUCAAGGGACGUCGGGCUUUUGGAGAUCGCUCCAAGGCUGGAACCACAAAGCGAGGCGAGACUUUCCAAUACCAUGAAUUUGUUCGCAGUGUUGUGGGCGGAGGUGAGGCGACCGGAAGACAGGCUGGCCCAACUCACGCUUAA